Trichomycterus rosablanca is the source of this 567-nucleotide messenger RNA. RefSeq names its product NADH:ubiquinone oxidoreductase subunit A12 (gene ndufa12). Gene Ontology annotation, biological process: response to oxidative stress; mitochondrial respiratory chain complex I assembly. Gene Ontology annotation, cellular component: membrane. Lineage: Eukaryota; Metazoa; Chordata; Actinopteri; Siluriformes; Trichomycteridae. The transcript is spliced from 4 exons. The record is from RefSeq and is a predicted model, not a curated record. The coding region runs from base 32 to 472 and encodes 146 amino acids.
UUAGCAGUAGCUGUAGCAAAGGCGCUCUGCUAUGGCGGAGUAUGUGCACAUAGUUCGGAGAGCCGUUGGCCAAAUAACCGGCCACGGUGGAGUUAAAGGUUUUCUUCUGCAGCUUUUCCGGGUAAAUGAUGUGAAGACCGGAGCACUGGUCGGGGUUGACAAAUAUGGCAACAAGUAUUAUGAGGAUAAUCAAUAUUUCUUUGGCCGUCAUAGAUGGGUCAUCUACACCACAGAGAUGAACGGCAAGAAGACAUUGUGGGAUGUCGAUGGCAGUAUGGUUCCUGCAGAAUGGCAUCGCUGGUUACACUGCAUGACUGAUGAUCCUCCCACCACUCAUCCUCCAGAGCCUAAGAAGUUCCUGGCCAAGGUCCACCAGUUUAACUUGAGCGGAACCUCUUCAUGUUAUGUUCCAUUUUCCACCACAUCUAAGAAAAUCCACGAGUGGGUUCCACCUAAAGUCAGCCAGCAGUAACAACUGCAAACACACACCCACGUCGGAUCUGUUUCAUCUGUCUGUAAAUUAUAACUCAGAUUUCUAACUGUAAAAUAAUAAAUCUACAAAACUUG